Messenger RNA from Vigna radiata var. radiata (mung bean), 955 nucleotides. RefSeq names its product pectinesterase inhibitor 9-like. The record is from RefSeq and is a predicted model, not a curated record. The transcript has a single exon. The coding region runs from base 76 to 726 and encodes 216 amino acids. Gene Ontology annotation, biological process: negative regulation of catalytic activity. Gene Ontology annotation, molecular function: enzyme inhibitor activity. Lineage: Eukaryota; Viridiplantae; Streptophyta; Magnoliopsida; Fabales; Fabaceae.
GAUUGAAGAACUCUUACUCUUCAUUAUCACACUCAAAAGCAAAACCAAAUCACGAUCACCCUGUCAGUAAUUCAUAUGGCACACCUGAACCAGCCAUUGAUAGUCACUUUCCUUUCUAUCCUUUUAUGUCUUGCUGCAGUUGAUCCAUCUUUGGCUCUGCAGAAACCCUCAAACCAAAACCAAACAAUGACUUACAUAGAGUCCUCUUGCCAAGGAACAAGGUUCCCUGAUCUGUGCAUACGUUGCCUAGCCAGAUUUUCAAAUUCCACCAUUGAUGGCCCUCAGCACUUGGCCCAUAUUGCCCUUUCGGUGAGCCUCUUAAGGGCACUAAAAACUAGGGCAUACUUGUUAAAAGUGGCCAAGGAACUUGAAGGGUUCAAGAAUGAUAGAGUGUACCUUACUGUGCAAGAUUGUGUAAUGCAACUGAAUGAUAGUGUUGACCAACUUUGCCAAUCCAUCAAAGAGCUCCGCAGGAUAAACAAAAGCACCAUCAUAGAUGACAACUUAUUGUGGCACAUAAGUAAUGUUGAGACAUGGGUAAGCACUGCCUUAACAGAUGCUAGCUAUUGUGUUCAAUCGUUCCCUGGAACAAAGAUGAGUAAGAGGACUGCUACUAUAAAGUUUAAGGCACAAAAUGUUGCAGAGGUCACUAGUAAUGCACUGAAUUUAUUUCACAGAUAUGCUUCUAGUUACCAUGUAGCAGCUAGAGCCACCAUGAAACCCUAAUUAACGUAUGCUACUAUUUUUUCUUAUCAGUCACAUAACAUAUAUGCUACUUAUAAUCUCUUAUUUAGUCAUGCGAAUGUCACAUGGUUUCUUCUUUAGGUUGGUUAACAUCAAUUGUCCUUAGCUAAAAAUAAUAUGCAUAUGGACGUGUAAAUCAGUACAAUAAGGUUGAAACAAGUUUUGUUUGUUAUACAAUUUUAUUGAUUAUUCAAUGUAAUUGUGACUGUUA